This is a messenger RNA of Penicillium mononematosum, 1704 nucleotides long. Its product is annotated as fungal specific transcription factor domain-containing protein. Bases 1 to 1704 code for a protein of 567 amino acids. Lineage: Eukaryota; Fungi; Ascomycota; Eurotiomycetes; Eurotiales; Aspergillaceae. Gene Ontology annotation, cellular component: nucleus. The transcript is spliced from 3 exons. The record is from RefSeq and is a predicted model, not a curated record. Gene Ontology annotation, molecular function: DNA binding; zinc ion binding. Gene Ontology annotation, biological process: DNA-templated transcription.
AUGGCCAAGACCGGCCGGACCAGCAUCUCAGGCGCGUCGAUUCCCCAAGAUCGCCCCGAAGAGGGCUCACCAGAAGGGGCCACCAAUUCCGAAGACUCUCCAGCUCAGUCUGACGGCGGAAAUGUAUGGUUUAGCUCUUCAGAUGUCCAGUACGUCGGAGGAACCCAUUGGGCUGCCAUCCUGGAUGGGAUCGCCGACCUCAAGGAGCAGCUUGAACGGGAAGACCAUCGGAACAUGGAGAAACCUGCUAUGCUGCAUACCUUCCUGCUGUAUGGAUGUAAAUCAGCAAGUAAAGAAGGUAUCUUGGCAGCUCUGCCCGAUCGACCCGCCGUCGAUCGUUAUAUUUCCCAAUACUUCAAUCGGUUGGACUUGGCGCCAUCCUGCCUACACAGUGGUCAAUUUUCACGAGAGUAUGAACGGUUCUGGGAGAAUCCAUCCCAGACCUCGGUCAUGUGGCUCGGUCUUCUCUUUUCUAUGAUAUGUCUCGCAGUGCUGGCUUCUAGUGCGGCAGACUCUAGCUCAUCUCCGGGAUUCCGAAAUCCGUUGGUGGAUACAUACCGCGAAAAGAUAGUACAGUGCCUCAUUCUGGGCGAAUACACCAAAUCCGGGCGUUACGUGUUUGAAACCCUAUACCACUACUUGACCAUCGAGUAUUCCAUCCGCAAGGAUGCUGACCAGGACAUCUGGAUCCUUUCGGGAAUUUCAGUCAAUAUAGCUCUGCGCAUGGGCUACCACCGGGAUCCGUCGCACUUGCCAGGGAUCUCUCCAUUUGAGGGAGAGAUGAGACGGCGGGCCUGGGCCACCAUUCUACAGGGAGAUAUCUUGAUUUCGACCCAAAUGGGUAUGCCACGCAUGAUCAAGGAUUGGCAAUGUGACACAGUAGAGCCCCGUAAUCUGAAUGACUCGGACUUCGACGAGGACUGCUCCGAGCUUCCCCUAUCAAGACCGGAGACGGAGAUCACUACGGUUUCGCACCUGGUCGCUCGGCGACGUAUCUUUGGCGCCUUGGGUGUGAUCGUCGAUUUCACCGCGUCGGUGCGACCGGUGACCUACGACGAGGUAAUGCGACUAGAUCGGAUUCUGAAUGAUGCGGAGGCCACGGUCCCUGCCCAUCUCCGCAUGAAGGCCAUGGCUGGGGCGGUGACCGAUCCCCCGCAGGUGAUUAUGCAUCGGCUCUUUCUUAGACUGAUGUUUCACAAGGGUCAGAUUAUGCUACACUGCAGGUACUUAAACCCGGACCCAGCCACAUUUUCCGAGAGCCACAUAUCAUACACCUACUCACGUAGCUCUUGCAUAAAGGCAGCCUUGGGUAUUUUGGAGAUUCAGCAUAUAUGCGACGAGGAAACCAGCCCAGAUGGCCGGCUUUAUUCGAUGCGAUGGAGAGCUUCCUCCUUCAUGAAGCAUGAGUUUCUGACAGCCACGAUGCUGCUGUGCUUUCUCGCACGACAGCCAGAUGCUCUGAGUGAUGGUCACAACUUGGACCAAAUCAUAGCAGCGCUAACAAGGGCGCAUGGUAUCUGGAUGAGGUCAAGGAAUUCAUCGAUGGAAGCAAAGACAGCAGCCGAUACUCUCAGCAUUGUUCUUGCUCAACGAUCAGGUGAUUCUAAUGUGAGCGCAGAGGGUCAGACUAUGAACAAUGAUUUCAACCUAAAUUCAGGUCAGUCGGCGGUCUUACUUUCUCCCCCAUGUCCUUGCUUACGAUAG